AUGGCGCCUCUCGUCGACAGUGCCCAGAUCGAGCAUGCCGAGCUGCUGCGCCCGCUCCCUUUCCACUUCCAUACCUACGUCUGGCCCUUCGUCAUCGUCUGGCCCGUCUUCCUGCGCUACUACCUGACGCCCGACCUCUACGACGCCUACAUUGGCGCCCCCGAGUGGACUUUUGUCUGGUGCGGCACCAUCAUCACCGUCCAGUCGCUCGUCUGGUUGAGCACGCAUUGGAGCGUCGGCCUCGACGCGCGCUUCACGGCAUCAAAGGCCAAGGAUGUCCAGGAUGCCCAGCUCAUCAAGGUUCUUCCCAUCGCAAACGCCGGUUCUGGGGAGAUUAGCAAGCUGGUUCGCGACAAGGUUGGCGGCAAGACAAAUCUAUCCUUUCUCUUCCAGAAACGCCGAUUCCUCUACAAUCCCGAUACCAAGUCUUUCAGUCCGCUCAAGUAUGACCUCGACGCCGAACCGAAACCCGCCAUCGGCCGCUUCCAGUCAAGCCGCGGCUUCGAAAAGCAAUCGGAAAUCACUCGUGUUGAGCAGCAUUACGGCAGAAAUACCUUUGAUAUCCCCGUUCCCACAUUUACCGAGCUCUUCAAGGAGCAUGCAGUCGCGCCUUUCUUCGUCUUCCAGAUCUUCUGUGUCGGACUGUGGCUCCUCGACGAAUACUGGUACUAUUCGCUAUUCACCCUCUUCAUGCUGGUCGCCUUCGAGAGCACCGUCGUCUGGCAGCGUCAGCGCACCCUCAACGAGUUCCGCGGCAUGAGCAUCAAGCCCUACGAUAUUUGGGUUUUCCGUCUGGGCAAAUGGACAGAGAUCCAGACCGACGCCCUUCUCCCUGGCGAUCUCGUGUCGGCCGGCCGAACCAGGGAGGAUAGUGGCGUUGCUUGUGACAUGCUGCUCGUCGAGGGCACUGCCAUUGUCAACGAGGCCAUGCUCUCGGGAGAGAGCACCCCUUUGCUCAAGGAUUCCAUACGGCUACGUCCGGCGGAUGCUCCUCUCGAUCCCGACGGAUUGGACAAGAACGCCUUUCUCUGGGGUGGCACGAAGGUUCUCCAGGUAACCCAUGGCAGCCCUGAUCAGGAGAAGUCGACGCUUGCUUCUGGAGUUCCCCCACCCCCCGACAACGGCGCCAUGGCAGUCGUCGUCAAGACGGGAUUCGAAACCUCUCAGGGCAGUCUGGUCCGGACCAUGAUCUACUCCACCGAGCGUGUCUCCGCCAACAACUUCGAGGCUCUGCUCUUCAUCCUGUUUCUCCUCAUCUUUGCGCUCGCUGCUUCGUGCGUUGUUCCUCCCGAGUUGCCCAUGGAGCUCAGCCUGGCCGUCAACACGAGUUUGGCAGCCCUCUCCAAGCUCGCCAUCUUCUGUACUGAGCCCUUCCGUAUUCCUUACGGUGGCCGCAUCGAUGUCGCAUGUUUUGACAAGACCGGGACUCUUACCGGCGAGGACCUGGUCGUCGAGGGCAUUGCCGGCUUGGGCCUCGCCAACUCCGAUAUCCCUGACAAGAAGGAGGCUGAUGGCGCCCACUCCAACAUGACGGCAGUAGUAAAAGCCGGCCUCGAGACCCAGCUCGUGCUCGCGACGGCACACGCACUGGUCAAGCUCGACGAGGGAGAUAUUGUUGGUGAUCCAAUGGAAAAGGCCACCCUUUCGUCGCUCGGGUGGACUCUUGGCCGCAACGACACACUUUCAAGCAUCAACAAAGCGGGCAGUACGCAGGGCACCGUUCAGAUCAAGCGUCGGUUUCAGUUCUCGUCUGCCCUCAAGCGCCAAAGCUCCGUGGCCACGGUUCAUGGCUCCAACUCGGCGGCUGGCAAGAAAAUAAAGGGUACCUUCGUCGGUGUCAAGGGCGCACCAGAGACCAUCAUGAAGAUGCUGGUCCAUGUGCCCGCCGACUACGAAGAGACGUACAAAUACUUCACCCGCAAAGGAUCCCGUGUUCUCGCCCUCGCUUACAAGCAGCUUACCGUGGACUCUGAGCUCGGCGCCGGCAAGAUCAACGACCUGAAGCGUGAAAAGGUGGAAUGCGACCUCACAUUUGCUGGGUUCCUCGUCUUGCACUGCCCUUUGAAAGAAGACGCCAAGGAGGCUGUCCAGAUGCUCAACGAAAGCAGCCAUCGCGUGGUCAUGAUCACUGGAGACAAUCCCCUCACGGCCGUCCACGUCGCCCGUGAGGUCGAGAUUGUGGAUCGCGAGGUUCUGAUUCUGGAUGCGCCCGAAGAUAACGCUAGCGGGCAGAAGCUUGUUUGGAAGAGUGUCGAUGAUAAGGUCAGCAUCUCGGUCGAUCCAUCCAAGCCUAUUGACCCCGAAGUCCUCAAAACCAAGGACCUCUGCGUGACGGGAUAUGCCUUGGCCAAGUUCAAGGACCAGUCGGGUUGGAAAUCCCUGUUGCGACACACAUGGGUUUACGCUCGAGUCUCCCCAAAGCAAAAGGAGGAAAUACUGCUUGGUCUCAAAGAUAUGGGCUACUACACUCUGAUGGCUGGCGACGGCACCAACGAUGUCGGAGCCCUCAAGCAGGCCCAUAUUGGCAUUGCGCUGCUCAACGGCACCAAGGAAGACCUGUCCCGCAUUGCCGAACACGCCCGCAACACCAGGAUGAAGGAGAUGUAUCAGAAGCAAUGCGACCUCAUGAAGCGUUUCAACCAACCCGCCCCGCCUGUCCCUGUCAUGAUCGCUCAUCUCUUCCCACCCGGCCCUAGCAACCCCAACUACGCAAAGGCCGUUGAGCGCGAGGCAAAGAGCAAGAACAUGACGCCGGAGGAAUACGCAAGGAUUCAGGGUCAUCCGACGGAGACGAUUGUCUCUCCGAACGCCCAGAGCCUCGUCAACGCGAAUGAACCCCGGAACGCCCGACAGGUCGAGGCGAGCAAGAAGGCCGCCAAUUUCGCCGACAAGCUCGCCUCGGGCAUGCUCGAGGCUGAGCUUGGCGACGAUGAGCCGCCAACGCUGAAGCUGGGCGAUGCUUCCGUCGCUGCACCGUUCACGUCCAAGCUCCGAGAUGUCAUUGCCGUCCCCAACAUUAUUCGCCAGGGUCGCUGCACGCUCGUGGCUACGAUCCAGAUGUACAAGAUUCUCGCCCUGAACUGCCUCAUCAGUGCCUACUCGCUGUCUGUCCUGUAUCUCGAGGGCAUUAAGUUUGGCGACACCCAGUACACCAUCAGCGGCAUGCUCAUGUCGGUUUGCUUCUUAAGCAUCUCUCGAGCUCGCGUGGUUGAGGGCCUCAGCAAAGAACGCCCUCAGCCCAACAUUUUCAACACAUAUAUCAUUGGCUCUAUCCUGGGGCAGUUCGCCAUUCACAUUGCCACCCUUAUCUAUAUUGCCCGACUCUGCGACAAGAUUGCCCCGCGCUCUACCGAUGGCCUGGACCUCGAGGCUGAAUUCGAGCCGUCCCUGCUCAACUCGGCCGUCUAUCUCCUUCAGCUCAUCCAGCAGAUCUCAACCUUUGCCAUCAACUACCAGGGCCGGCCAUUCCGCGAGUCCCUCUCGGAGAACAGGGCCAUGUAUUACGGAAUCGUCGGCGUCUCCGGUCUCGCCUUUGUCUGCGCUCUGGAACUGGUGCCCGAGAUCAACCAGGGCAUGAAGCUCGUGCCCUUUACCGAGGAGUUCAAGAUGAAGAUGGCGGCCUGCAUGGUCAUCGACUACGUCCUGUGCUUCAUCAUUGAAAAGGGCCUCAAGAUGGGCUUUAGUGACUACCGCCCGCGCGACAUUGCCGACCGUCGGCCGGAGCAGCUCGAGAGAGAAGCUGCGCGCAAGGCGGUCAUUGAGCAGAAGAAGGCCGAGGAGGAGGAGGCGAAGCGCCUGGAAAAGGUGGCUGCGUUUGAGCGCCAGGUCGAGGAUCGCAAGAGGAAGCUGCGAGAGUGGAGAGGCGGUCAGCAGCGGACACAGUAG
This is a messenger RNA of Hirsutella rhossiliensis, 3885 nucleotides long. RefSeq names its product haloacid dehalogenase-like hydrolase domain-containing protein. The record is from RefSeq and is a predicted model, not a curated record. The transcript has 4 exons. Lineage: Eukaryota; Fungi; Ascomycota; Sordariomycetes; Hypocreales; Ophiocordycipitaceae. Gene Ontology annotation, biological process: intracellular calcium ion homeostasis. Gene Ontology annotation, cellular component: endoplasmic reticulum membrane. Gene Ontology annotation, molecular function: nucleotide binding; P-type ion transporter activity. Bases 1 to 3885 code for a protein of 1294 amino acids.